AUGGCGAAGAGAGAAGGCAUGAGCGCUGCACAAAUUUCAGAUACUAUUCAGUAUAAGAAGUGUCCAGAUGAUCAAUAUCAGAAUACUCAGAGAAUUUACUAUCUUCCAAAGGAUGUGAACUUCUUGACUUUUGAAGACCCUUUGGGGAUGGCUCUGGCCUGCACAGCUCUGCUUCUCUGUCCUUACUACAAUGGUCCUUGGGGUAUUUGUGAAGCAUCAGGAAAUCCCCUCAGUCAAAGCCAGUACACGGACUUUCAGAUACAUUCUGCUGAAAGUCUGACCUCCCUCACACUGUUCUUCCUCUGCUCCGCCCUCUUCAUUGGCCACCCCCCCACACAGUUACCUGGUGACUACAACAAAACUUUGCUCCCUUCAUUGACACAGACACACUCUAAGCUUGGAUCUGUAGUUGUCACACGCAAUGAGGGUUUCAGCACUGCCUUCUACCGUGUCCUAGGAUACCUGGGCUCCUUGACCCUGGGGAGUUUUACCUUGGCUUUUCUGGCCAUGGGUUUGCCUGACACCUUCAAUAAAUCCAAGUUCUUGAUGUUCAGCAUGCUGGUGUUCUGCAGUGCCUGGGUCACCUCCCUCCCUGUCGCCCAUAGCACCAAGGGGAAAGUCCCGGAAGCCAUGGAGGUCUUCUUCAUCUUAGCUUCCAGUGCUAAGUUACUUGGCUGCAUCUUUGCCCCCAAGUGUUACGUUAUUCUUAUAAGAUCAGAUAUGAAUACCCUCCAAGGUCCGAAGAUUAAAAUAGCUUCUGGAAGCAGUAAGAAUUCCAGAGGUUUAUUUCAAAAAAGGGGGAAAAAAGAGGCGACACCCUGAAUUUAAAAAUUCACUAUUAUUACAAUCAGAUGCAAGUUAAUACUUGAAUCAAACUCACUGCCUCCGAAGAUAAAGUCAGUCUCAUAGCUUUAAAGAAAUUAAGAGCAAUACCACCCUCAGUUAUUCUGUUUCAUAGUGUGAAAGUUAUGGAUGUUUUCCAUCCAUGCCUUUUUCUUCGAUGUAUCCAACCUUUCAUGCAGCAUUUUUCUUCCUUUCUAUGGAAUAACAACCUACCUAACUCAGUGUCUUCAGCCAACAAUCUUGCCUAAUUUUCCAGUUUGGAGAUUGUUUGCCUUCACAGACAUUCCUUUCCUUUCCCCUGUAAGCUAUAUUGCCUAAGAUUCCAGCCAUCUGGGUUCUGAGUGGGGUCAUCCAGAAGAAAGCAACGUUAGAAUAAUGAUGGCUUUUUCUCAGUGAUUCUACCUCCUCCUAGACAAAUCUAUUCUGCUUUUCUGCUUGCAGCCUCCAUCGAGUGAUCCCAGACCGUGGGCACCGGUAACUCUGCCUCCCUGAUAAUUUCUCUCUCUC
Molecule: messenger RNA, 1350 nt
Organism: Chlorocebus sabaeus (green monkey)
Lineage: Eukaryota; Metazoa; Chordata; Mammalia; Primates; Cercopithecidae
Source: RefSeq, a predicted model, not a curated record